CAUGUCUAGAGAGUUUCAAAUAUAUUUCACAUCACUUACCGACAUCUCAACCACACCAUUGUCCUCUUUCUUCUAUAUUGUUCAAUUUCAUUUUUUAUUAUGACUCGUCCUUCUAGAUUUCUACUUAGCACCAACUCAUCUUCAACGCCGGCGGCGGAGCCACCGUCGACGGUGACAGUGGAGUCUGAUUUCGUUGUAAUACUAGCUGCGUUGCUAUGUGCGCUGAUUUGUGUAGUAGGUCUCAUCGCCGUCGCGAGAUGUGCGUGGCUCCGGCGAGGAAUCGGCGCCGGCGGGAACGGUGGUAGUCAACCGUCGGCGAAUAAAGGAUUGAAGAAGAAAGUGUUGCAAUCGUUGCCUAAAUUCACCUACGAUCCAAGUAGUACGGCGAAUGGUGCGGCGUUCACGGCGGAGUGUGCGAUUUGUUUGGCGGAAUACGCCGUCGGAGAUGAGAUCCGUGUGCUGCCGCAGUGUGGACAUAGUUUUCAUCUUCAGUGUAUUGAUACUUGGCUGGGCUCACACUCUUCAUGUCCUUCUUGUCGUCAAAUUCUCGUCGUUGCUCGGUGCCGGAAGUGCGGUGAGUUCCCGGCAGUUUCCUGUAAAUCCGACGGAGCUCCGGUUACAACUCCGGCCGAGUCUCGUUCAUGUGGUACAUCUACUAGCUCAAAUAAUUUCUUGGUCUAGAAUAAAAAAGAGGCAUUAGUUUUUUUAAGUUAUAUACUCUGACAAGUCGGUGUAAACGGUAAAUGUAAUUUACACUAUCAGUGCAGUUUUACCUGUGGUAACAUAUCAGUUACUGUGUUGAUGCAGGUUAGGGGUAAAGUUACAUGUAAUUAAUCUUAAAUUACAUCGUUGUAAUGAUGUGUGUAAAUUUUCUUUUAAUCUAGUGAAAGAUAACAUCAAUGGUGUAGCCUUAACAACAACUUAAGUAA
This is a messenger RNA of Solanum pennellii, 929 nucleotides long. Its product is annotated as RING-H2 finger protein ATL8-like. The record is from RefSeq and is a predicted model, not a curated record. The coding region runs from base 100 to 681 and encodes 193 amino acids. The transcript has a single exon. Lineage: Eukaryota; Viridiplantae; Streptophyta; Magnoliopsida; Solanales; Solanaceae.